Molecule: messenger RNA, 1182 nt
Organism: Thermochaetoides thermophila DSM 1495
Lineage: Eukaryota; Fungi; Ascomycota; Sordariomycetes; Sordariales; Chaetomiaceae
Exons: 1
Coding region: 1-1182 (393 amino acids)
Source: RefSeq, a predicted model, not a curated record
AUGACUGCAUCCGGUUCUGCGCCCUCGCAGGGCAGCCAACCCGCUCCCAAGGUGGCUGAGCCUUCAGGAUCCGAUUCUGGCACCGGCACCUCGACCGCACGUCCUGCUGCACCCGAAGCCGAGGAGAAGAAAAAGAAGCGCAGCCUGUUUGGCUUCGGCAAGAAAAGGGCCGAGGAGUCAACAAAGCCAUCCUCGAAAGAAGCCGCAAAACCCACGAGCAAUAAGCCCCCCUCUGCGCUCGCUCAAACGACAGCGACAACUAACCGGUCGACCGCCACCUCGUCUGCUCAACCUGAGCACCCAUACUUCUCGCCCUCGUCUCCAGGCCGGCCCGGCUUCCCUUCGUCUCCCCGUAUCUCUUCGCCAGCGAGCAGCCAGAUUUUCGAGCGCGACGUACAAGAGACGGGCUCGAUCCUCAUUCCCAACUCGCCCGCCAUCCCCUCCCAUAUCCAAACCGAGAACUAUAUCCCUCCUGUGCUUGACGCAUCCUCUGAGGCUAUCACCGAUAAUCACCUAGACCCAGACAACGUCGAGAUCAUCACGCAUGCCUCGCACCAGCCCAUCGGAGUCGGCCUAGCGGCCGCAACAUCCUCCGCACUCAGCAGCCCGCACGAACCUCCCGCACACUCGUCCUGGACCGACGAGCUUGCCGCUUUUUCGGCCCGCCGGUACCCCGCCGACAGCGCCUCCAACUACGGCAGCCUGGCCGACACGACCGACGUGCGCCGUUUGAGCUUCAUCUCCUUCGCCGACGUCGUGCAAGCCGAGCAGCAGCAGCUCCGCGAGCAGCUGAGCGGCGGCGAGCCAGGGUCCCGCGAGAGCACACAUCUCAUUGCGGGUCUGACUUCGCUGAAUAUCAACAGCAGUAGCAGCCCGCGGAAUCGCUCGCCCUCUCCUGUACGCUCGCCAGUCUCUUCGGCCGGUAGCAAGUCCGGGUCUGUGACAGGCGUCGAUCUAUCUCCUCGGCUGCACCCGACUGUUCCAGCCGCGGCCGGGAAACAGUCCCUAGGCAGUCCGACCAAUCUAGGGCCAGGAGGCUCGGGCCUGCCGCCUGCCCCUGUGGUUACUGGCGAGAUCGCGGUUGAGACUAUGGCGCAGGCGCUGAGGAGGACUGGGAGCGGAGACUUAAGCGGAUAUCCACAUGUGGCGAGCGUGAGAAGCUUUCCCGUGAGCCCUAUUUGA